Messenger RNA from Pieris macdunnoughi, 963 nucleotides. NCBI's taxonomy places the organism in Eukaryota, Metazoa, Arthropoda, Insecta, Lepidoptera, Pieridae. The record is from the annotation of a GenBank genome assembly.
AUGUGUCUUGAAAUAGUUAUAACUUUGGUUUGUUUAUUACUAACAACUUUAUUUGGAUUCUAUGUAUUAUUAUUAAUUUUAAAAAUUCUAACAGACACAGAAAUUGUAAUGUGCAACUGUAAAACAAGUCUAGAAGGUAAAACUGUUCUAGUGACCGGCGGAAAUUCAGGCAUCGGCUUCGAAACAGCAAAAAAUCUAGCCCAGCGUGGUGCAAGGGUCAUCAUAGCAGAUGUUACGAACGCUGAAAAGUCAGUCGAAGAAAUCAUCAGAUUCACGGGCAACGAAAAAGUAGAAUACCGAUAUUUGAAUCUCGCUAAUUUCAAAAGCGUUAAAGUUUUCGCUGAAGACAUUAAUAAAACAAUAGACCAUUUGGAUAUUUUGGUUAAUAACGCUGGAUGUUUGAUGGAUAACAAAAUUACAGAAGAUGGAAUAAAUACGAUAAUGCAAGUUAAUUACUUGGGACCGUAUCUACUAACUAAACUGAUUUUAGCAAAGCUCAACAAAACGCAAAGCCGAAUAGUGAACGUAUCAUCUGGGAUGUAUUUCUGUGGUGAAUUAGACUUGCAAGAUUUAGCAGGAUUGAAACAGAAUAAUUUUGUCGAAUCAUACAACAAUAGCAAACUCUGUACUGUUCUGUGGACGAAGGCGUUGGCCAAGACGCUGCCCACAAAUGUGUCAGUGUUCUGUCUACACCCAGGCAUGGUGGCAACAAAUAUUGUUGGUUUCAUAAAAGGCCCAAUCGGUACAUUUCUUAAGAAAUGCUCAACCUUGAUAGUAAGAAAUCCGUAUGAAGGUGCCCAAACGAGUAUUCACCUCUGUGUGGCUCCAGAUAUAGAAGCAUUGUCUGGAAGUUAUUUUUCGAAUUGUAAAGUGGCAACUACGACCAAAAUUAUAAACGAUACUAAUAUGGAUGGUUUGUGGAAUGAAACUGCUCUCUUUUUGAAAGAAGAAAUUAAUGGAUAA